Aspergillus terreus NIH2624 is the source of this 1890-nucleotide messenger RNA. RefSeq lists its product as uncharacterized. The record is from RefSeq and is a predicted model, not a curated record. NCBI's taxonomy places the organism in Eukaryota, Fungi, Ascomycota, Eurotiomycetes, Eurotiales, Aspergillaceae. The transcript has 2 exons. The coding region runs from base 1 to 1890 and encodes 629 amino acids.
AUGCCGCCUGGUCGAGCGGUUUCCCCGCUUUCCCUGGAAACAUAUUCGCCUCCACCUUCAAACAAUGACAUCGACGAGAUUGUCGGUUCCGAUGAGGAGUUGGAUAAGGCGGGUCGUGCAGCCCAGCGCCAGAGAAUUCAGAAGCUUGCCGACGCCUACAAUGAAGGAAAGCCGCUCUUUAUUCUAUCCGCCUCUCUGCGCGGCCCGUUCGACGACGGAUGGGUAAAUCCGUGGAAGAAGAAUCGCAGGCGAAGGCCCGCAACGACACCUAUUGUCGAACAGCCACACCACCAGAAAAGGAGCAAUAGCCCCGUCGUCGAAGAGACCAACCCCCGCAAACGGAGACAACACCAUGGUCCAGAGUCCCGCAAUGCGAGACCUUCUCCCAGUCCAGCAAGGCGAACCGCCGAACAUAGGAAGCCCCGUUUAGCAGGAGGUAGUAGCCCUCAUAUCAAGGCCCUGUCCGACAAACGUAGCCGAGCGUCGGUCUCGCCGCCUACAGCGAAGAGAACCCUGCCAUGGAUGCGGACGAAGGAGCCGAGUCCCCUUCAAUACCAGCCAACUCCUGUCAAACAUACAGGUGAAAGCUGGCUAAAGAAGGAUCGAAAGAAAACGGGGUUUCAAACGAUUGACCCGCCCACCUCCCCCACGACAUCCAUCUCCUCCCGUCAUUUUGAGAUGAGGAAUCGCCCGACGAAGCUCACUCGCACCCAACACCAGCCGGAGGACGCUAAUGAUAUGCAUGAGGAGCUAUUGUCGAGAGUUCGGGAAGGGGCGGCUACAUCAUCUCCCAGAAAGUUACCUGGGGUCCCGACUGGGAACAAAAUUGCCAAAGGCACGAGCCCUAGGUCACACAUAAGCGCAGGACAACAUUCUUCUCCUUCGGGUUUAUCAAAAGGCACCUUCAAUGCGAACAAUCCUGGGAACUCGCUCUAUGUUUUGCCCUCACAAUCACAUUUACCAAAAUUCGAAUUCCGUCGGAAGUCCCGCGUACCUGCUAGUUCAUCGCCUCAGAAACCAUUUGUGAUGAAGGAUGGCAAGGACGAGUCCGGUGUGGACCCUACAUUGGAAGACAUGGAAGUCGAAACUCAACACGGCCUACAAGAAAAGUCUCAACUAGAUCCGAAUGCUCAGGAAUCUGCCACCGUGGAGAACGACUCGCACACAGUUCAGAACACCUCGAAGUCAGACAUGGGAAAUUCUCGAGGAGACACCAACCCGACAGGAGCUCAUAUGAGCGAGAGAAUGCCCUCUGCUCAACAAGUGAGCGGGGCUCCUACCAUGACCGGCUACGUGACAUCUUUACAUUCAACGGCUGCCCCAAAAAGCAACGCGGAUGAAGGUACGAUGCCGGAUCCCCAAUUCUCAACACAGGCAGCCCUUCUUCUCGCACAGAGAUCCUUUCAGGACGAUCUCGAAAGCCCAGAACAUGUUCUUGCAGCCUCCCAAGGUCAGACACACGCCUCUCCAGGCAAAGACCCAGCCCCCGGUGCAACCAUCACACCAUUCCGCCAGCUUGGCUUGUCUACCAGAACCAAAGAAACCGAUCACUCCAAGGCACCAGACACUUCGCGAGAUCAGAUGCUGAGCACACAAUAUAUGAUCAAUGCCGCCACCCCAUUUGCAUUUAGCACGGAAAAGAAGUCGACAGACAAGAAUGACUACUGUCUGACAUCACUGAAGAAACCCACAGGUAGAGGCAAACAAAAGGCUACUAGUUUCAAUAUUUCGACCCCAUCUUUGGGGGGGAAUGCUCCAGAGCCACUGAAAUCUGGUAUUGAAAGGGUUCCAGACUCGAUGCCUCGGCGAUCUCCUGAGGUGCAAGGAUACGCUACUGAAUCUCAGCCUAGCUAUCGCGGAAGCUGGGAGCUGGCUUCAGCAAAGCUUUGA